Harpegnathos saltator (Jerdon's jumping ant) is the source of this 477-nucleotide messenger RNA. RefSeq lists its product as uncharacterized. The record is from RefSeq and is a predicted model, not a curated record. NCBI's taxonomy places the organism in Eukaryota, Metazoa, Arthropoda, Insecta, Hymenoptera, Formicidae. Bases 1 to 477 code for a protein of 158 amino acids. The transcript has a single exon.
AUGCGGUGGAUAAGGCACCAGGCUCGGCAGGACCUCUUCCUGAGGUGGCAAAGAAAUCUGGCAAAUGCCAGAUAUGGGAGGAGGUCCGUCGAGGCCAUCCAGCCCUGUCUCCCGGAAUGGGUGGACAGGGCAUCGGGGACCCUGACCUUCAGAAUGACGCAGGUACUCACCGGAAACGGCUGCUUCGGUGAGUACCUGCAAAGGAUAGGUAAGGAACGCACAGCGCAGUGUCACCACUGCGAAUAUGACCACGACUCCGCGCAACACACGUUACAAGACUGCCCAGCGUGGGCAGCAGAGCGCGGAGUCGUGGUCAGGGAAUUAGGCCUGGACUUAUCGCUCCCCAGUGUGGUUGCGGCCAUGCUGGGGAGUGAGAAAAAGUGGGAGGUGUUUGCCUCCUUCUGCGAAAGCAUCAUGGCGCAGAAGGAGGCGGCGGAAGAAAUUCGCCGUCAGGCGGAGGGAAGGGGCAGGGUGUAA